AUGCAGUUCUCAAUCACUAUUCUUUCCGGUUUCGCUCUCGCGAUUUUUGCUUCUUCUGCUCCUACUCUCACUAUUUCUCAGCGACAAGACGAAGAGAUGCAGUAUGUGGCUGAUUUAGCAAACCAAUUAAACGAAGAUAUCGUUCACACAAUGCAAGUUCUUGCACAGCAAGGUCGAGUGCAAAUUCAACCCUUGCCUAAGGCAAAUUGCAUUUUCAAGUACGUCGAUGGUCAGAAGCGAGGAAAGUUCGAGGACAAAGUCUGGACAGCGGACAGUGCAAAGGAGCAUGUUAGUGAGAGGAAAUUUGUAGAUGAGAACGCACUGGAGGAGUUUAUUGUGCCGGCGACUUCUGAUGUGGGGAUGAGCCAAGCUUCAAGUGCUACGGCUGAGCUCGUGACAUAG
Hyaloscypha bicolor E is the source of this 402-nucleotide messenger RNA. RefSeq lists its product as uncharacterized. The transcript has a single exon. The coding region runs from base 1 to 402 and encodes 133 amino acids. NCBI's taxonomy places the organism in Eukaryota, Fungi, Ascomycota, Leotiomycetes, Helotiales, Hyaloscyphaceae. The record is from RefSeq and is a predicted model, not a curated record.